Pneumocystis jirovecii RU7 is the source of this 480-nucleotide messenger RNA. RefSeq lists its product as uncharacterized. The record is from RefSeq and is a predicted model, not a curated record. Gene Ontology annotation, cellular component: cytosolic large ribosomal subunit. The coding region runs from base 1 to 480 and encodes 159 amino acids. Gene Ontology annotation, biological process: cytoplasmic translation. Gene Ontology annotation, molecular function: mRNA binding; structural constituent of ribosome. The transcript has 3 exons. Lineage: Eukaryota; Fungi; Ascomycota; Pneumocystomycetes; Pneumocystales; Pneumocystaceae.
AUGAGGAUUGAGGUUGAUUCGUUUGGUGGCAACAAGAUUUAUCCUGGUAGAGGGAAGAUUUAUGUCAGAUUGGACAAUAAAGUAUUCCGAUUUUUAUUUAGGAAAACAUGUUCUUUGUUCCUCCAGCGAAUAAAUCCCAGGAAAGUCUCAUGGACAGUUUUAUACCGACGAUUGCAUAAAAAGGGUAUUACAGAAGAAGUAGCAAAAAAGCGUUCACGGCGCACAAUUAAACAUCAACGUGCAAUCGUAGGUGCAAGUCUUGAAAUGAUAAUGGAAAAGCGGAAUCAGCGGGAAGAAGUUCGUCUUUCAUUGAGACAAAUAGCGAUUAAAGAUGCAAAAGAAAAAAAACGUGCACAUGAGAACCAAAAGAGAGCAGACAAAGCUAGACUUGCAUUAGCAUCUCGUGGAUCUAAUGUCUCUCGAUUUUCUAAACAACAAGCAAAGGGUACUAGGUCAAAGGUCAUAGGUACAAGUCGUUGA